GGGAGGGAAAGAGAGAGAGGCUGGCUCAACGGCUGUCUGGGUAACUAACAACACGCCUGUCUCCAAGGCAGGGGGAGGAGACAGAGAGGGGCAGAAAGGAAGGGGGAGGAGAGAGGAGGGGAGAGAGAGCAGCCUGGACCCAGUCUGCCACUGGCCUUUGGAGUUUCUGAAUCACUGACGUUUCUUUGAAGCUCUGAGGUGUUGUGUUGUCUCUGGAUGCUACAGUUCACCAAGAUGGAGUUCCUUCUGGAUUCUGGAUAGUCCUGACAGUCUCCCUUCACUCUGCCCUCUCCCCAGCCCCCAGCCUCCAGCCUGCAGAGUCCCUCUCGUGUGGAUCCAGCAGAGGUUAGGGAUAGGGGCUUGUUCCCAUGGCGAUGACUGCCCUGUUCAAGUGGUGGCCCAAGGCGCAGGAGCCGGCGGCGAAGAGUCCUUCUGCCGCGCAGCCGGCACACAGCCGCGAUGAUGAAGAUGAUGAAGAUGACACCGGGAGCGGGACCGGGAAGGAGUUCAUCCGACGUAACUCCCGUUUCUACCGGUCCAUGAGGAAGAAGAAAUUAGCGUCCACAGAACAGAGCGACAUGUCUCCCAAGUCAGGGUCAGAAUCCAGCAGCUCCAGCAGGUCCCGCUCCCACCUCAGCCCCCCUGCAUUGCAGAAACCCCCCAGCUCCCCCCUGACCCGGCGUUUACCAGCCUCUCCUAGAAUACACCAUUCCAACACCGGGUUGCCAAGCAACGGGGACUCCAGGAGCCCACGCUCUGCCUCCGACAAGGCCCCGGCCGAGGGAGAGAGGAGAGAAGGAGGAGGGGCCGGGGACAGAGGGAGGAGAGGAGGAGAGAGAACGGAAGGAGCUGCUUCCUCUGUCUCCAGCGGUCUGUUUGGAGUCUCUCCUGCCGACGCUGGACUGUUCUACCGGACGCACGCAGCUCACAGCAGAGACAUGGAGGGCCUAUCACAGCGCACUGCCACAGCCUGCUCCCUAGGGGGGGCCGGAGGGGACACACAGAGCCCCCGAAGACCCAGCACAGAGCGGGCCAGCCUGGAGGGGGUGAAACUCAGAAUACUAAACAACGGAGAGAGCUCUUCUCAGAUGAAGAUCGAGUCCAUCUGCCACACCCUGAACAUCGUCAAAAACAUAGCCUUCCUGUACCAGGAGUACCGGGACACAUCCAAACAGCAAGAGAUCGAGCAGCGUCGGCAGCGUGACGGGGGUAACGUCUCCCGGCCCGGGGGCCCAGGGGGGGGCGGGGGGGCCACCUCGCCCCCGGCCCUGCAGCUGCAGCUGAGGAACAACACUCGCUCCCUCAGCCUGUGGCAGAACCUGGAGGCCGUGCAGCACAGCGGGCUGCUGGAACUGCUGCCCCAGAGGGAGAUCAUCAUCCAGGAGGCCAUGUUUGAGCUGGUGACGUCUGAGGCGUCCUACUACAAGAGCCUGGAGGUCCUGGAGACUCACUUCCUGCGGAACCCGGGGCUGGUCAACACUCUCAGCCAAUCAGACAUGCACUUCCUGUUUUCAAAUAUUGAAGAGGUGAUGAAAGCCAGUGAAAGGUUCCUGAUGGACCUGGAGAACCGCAUUGAGCAGUCGAUCCAGAUCUCCGACGUUUGUGACAUCGUCUGCCUCCACGCCAGGGAGCACUUCCACGUGUUCAUCGCCUACGUCAUCAACCAGGUCUACCAGGAGAAGAACUACCGACGCAUCCUACAGGGAAACCAGGCGUUCCGUGAGACCAUGGCUGGGCUGGAAAACCACUCCCGGGUCCGAGGCCUGUCCUUCACAUCCUUCCUCAUCCUCCCCUUCCAGAGGAUCACCCGGCUCAAACUGCUGGUUCAGAACAUCCUGAAGAAAGCGGAGGAGAGCUCAGAGAGGGAGGCCAACGCCAUCAAGGCUCACCAGCUGCUGGAGCAGAUUGUGAAGGAGUGUAACGAGGGUGUGAGGAAGAUGAGUCGCACCGAGGAACUCAUCAGCAUCGAGAAAACACUGGAGUUCAAAUCCAAGUCUGUGCCUGUCAUCUCCCACUCUCGUUGGCUGCUGAAGAAAGGCGAGGUUCAGCAGAUGACCGGCCCCAAGAGCACUAGGACCAUGCGGAGCCGCAAGCUGUAUCAGCCCCUGUACCUCUUCCUGUUCAACAACCUGCUGCUCGUCACCAAGCGCAGCUCCAGUGGGGACAGGUUCCAGGUGCUGGACUCCUGUCCGCGGGCCAUGCUGAGGACGGAGGACCUGGAGGACCAGGGACAGCUGCUGGCCAGUGUCUUCACCCUCAAGCUGCUGGAGAACCAGGAAGACCGGCAGGUCAGCUACAUGCUCAAGACCAGCAGCAUGAGCGACAAGCUGCGAUGGAUCUGUGCUCUCACUCCUAACAGACGCACACGCUUCACAUCCACCAGCACCCACCAGGCUGACUCUCCCCAGGUGCAGUGUAUUCAGUCCUACAUGUCCCAGGAGCCUGACGAGCUCUCUAUAGAGAUGGCAGAUGUCCUAAACAUCCUGGAGAGGACGGUCGAUGGCUGGAUGAUGGGAGAGCGGCUCCACGAUGGUGAGCGGGGCUGGUUCCCCAGCCGUGUGGUGGAGGAGAUCCAGAACCAAGAGGUCCGAGCCCAGAACCUGCGCGAGUGCCAGCGGAUCCACCAGGCUCAGGGGGGCUCCUCCUCCGGACCCAGGGGGGGCUCCAGGGGGGCUUCCAGGGGGGGCAGGCGCACUCCCAAAGUCUCCAACUUCUUUGGUACUUGGACAGACCAGCCGGAAGACGAGCAGUGAACCUCCAGACCACAAAGCCAGGGUGGUUGUGUGGUUAGACAGGGAUGUGGUUUGAUUCAGGGAUUGCACCGACACAUGUAUUGUGCAUCUGAUUUUGUGCAUUAUGCCGUGCUGGGCUUGCUGGUUCAGAGCACUUACAAACCUGCAUGCCUAAUAUAAACUUCCUCUGAAAUGUUCUGGGACUGAAUUAUACUGCGACCCAGACCAGACCCAGGCUGGUGAUAAUCUACGCAUGAGAGAACCAGCCUGUUUGCAUGGAGAGCAUGUGAAUGUACUGUAACCAGCCUGUUCUCAUGGCUAGGUAUGGGUUAGCCUUCACCCUGUAACCACACCUGCUGCAUAGUCUAGUACUUCGGAAGCGCAUCGUUAGAGAAGCAAAUCGCCCUCAACAAUGACUUGACAAAUCCACACUUUUGUAAAGAGAGACCUGUCUGUACAGAAUGAACAAAACUAAAAAGCUAAAUAUAAGCCACCCAGUCAAGAAUGGAAAUCAACCAUGAAUGUAUCAAGAAUCUGUAUAUAAAGAACGUAUAAUUAUGAAAGAAGGAAGGUGCUAACUUUUGCUCGAGGGUAGAAUUAAGAAUUUCAGGACUUUCACACGUGUAUUUUGGAGUUAGGUCCCUUGCUAACACACACAUGUGCAACAAUCUUGCUUGACCAGUCCAUCACCAAAACAAAAGCAUGUGGAACACCCGAACAGAAUGUGCCAGAACACCAACCAAACCGGCACAUAAUACGCGUGUGUGUUGUGUUUAAGUUAUGUACAUGUUUAUAUUGUCAACCUUAACAAUGUUUAAUGAAGAAAUAAUUAUUACAGAAUUACUGUCUCAUUUCAUUUUGUAAGAUGUAAUUGUAAUUUAUUGUUUAUAAAAAUAGAUCUGAAAUGAAUUACUGUUGUUGUAACUGGGUUCAAACUGGUUUGACAGGUAGCUAACUUUAAGCACAGUUUUCCCAGCAAUUGUGUUGAUCUUGGAACAUCUGUGUGAAAAUCAAAUAAACUGUGAGAAAGACAA
Hypomesus transpacificus is the source of this 3766-nucleotide messenger RNA. It is a transcript of the gene ngef, whose product is annotated as neuronal guanine nucleotide exchange factor. Gene Ontology annotation, biological process: activation of GTPase activity. Gene Ontology annotation, molecular function: protein binding; guanyl-nucleotide exchange factor activity. Lineage: Eukaryota; Metazoa; Chordata; Actinopteri; Osmeriformes; Osmeridae. The record is from RefSeq and is a predicted model, not a curated record.